AUGUCGCACAAUCACAAUCACAAUCAUGCUAAUUGCAGCGACGAGAGUCAUGACCAUGACCACGACCACGACCAUUCGAUUCAAGAAAGUGGUCCCCGAGACAACCUUUUCAUUCAUAUUGACCGCUCGAAUGUCGUCGCACUGAAUGCUAUAGGAGAGGGAUCGGCAGUCAUCAAGCCAUGGAAUAACCGGCUCGACGAGGAAAUAUUCCUCGAAUCCGAUGCAGAUGAUCAAUUGAUUAUACGUGUCCCUUUCACAGGAUCCGUAAAACUUCGAUCGAUUUUGUUAAAAACCGGGCCUGGAGACCAAACGCCUGCGAAAGUGUCUCUGUUCGCCAAUGAGGACAAUCUCGACUUUUCCGACGCCAAUGAAAAAACGCCUACUCAGGAGUUUACUAUACCUCAGGGUAGGGAAGCAGGAGAGUACACAGUCAAACCCUCGAGAUUCCCCAAUGUCUCUUCAAUCACGCUCUUCUUCCCAUCGUCUCAGGGCGCAGACAGCACUCGCAUUUAUUACGUCGGUUUUUUGGGGCAUUGGAGCGAGCGCAAAACAGAACCGGUGAUAACCGUGUACGAGACACAAGCCAAUCUGGCAGACCACGAGAAAAUUCCGGGCACGGAAGGUAACUUCAGCGCAUCCGGAACUUAG
Heterobasidion irregulare TC 32-1 is the source of this 648-nucleotide messenger RNA. RefSeq lists its product as uncharacterized. Lineage: Eukaryota; Fungi; Basidiomycota; Agaricomycetes; Russulales; Bondarzewiaceae. Gene Ontology annotation, cellular component: nucleus. Bases 1 to 648 code for a protein of 215 amino acids. The transcript is spliced from 6 exons. The record is from RefSeq and is a predicted model, not a curated record.